Acanthaster planci (crown-of-thorns starfish) is the source of this 3753-nucleotide messenger RNA. Its product is annotated as serine/threonine-protein phosphatase 4 regulatory subunit 3-like. The record is from RefSeq and is a predicted model, not a curated record. Gene Ontology annotation, cellular component: protein phosphatase 4 complex; nucleoplasm. Gene Ontology annotation, biological process: DNA damage response; protein dephosphorylation. Lineage: Eukaryota; Metazoa; Echinodermata; Asteroidea; Valvatida; Acanthasteridae. Gene Ontology annotation, molecular function: protein phosphatase activator activity.
AUUGGUCGUGCCAUUCGAUUCAGUUGGGAAACCCGUCAUUCAUAAAUCAACCAAGAUGGCGGUCGGUUCCGCAGUAAAGGCCGAUCGCACUUGUUGUGUUAGUGCUCAUCUCGAAGUUUGAGUAUCAGUUCGUUCACUUUAUCUUGUUUUGUUCAGUUUUCUAAAGUAUGCUACAGUCGCCACUAAUCCAAAGAUAGGGAGACAGUGUUUGUUGUCAGAAUGGCAAAUACAAGGCGAAGAGUGAAGCUCUACGUUCUCAACGACGACCGACAGUGGGACGACAGGGGCACUGGUCACGUAUCGUCGUGUUAUGUGGAGAGAUUGAAUGGGAUGUGCUUACUUGUGCGAUCUGAAACGGAUGGUUCAAUUCUCUUGGAAUCCAAGAUUCAACUGGAUACUGCCUACCAGAAGCAGCAGGAGACCCUCAUUGUUUGGUCAGAGAAUGACAACUAUGACUUGGCACUCAGCUUUCAAGAGAAGGCAGGCUGUGAUGAGGUGUGGGAAAUCAUCUGUCAGAUCCAAGGCAAAGACCCCUCGGUGGACGUGACCCAGGACAUCAUCGAGGAGUCUGAAGAGGAGCGCUUUGAGGAGAUGCCUGAUGCAGCCACACCCAUCGAGCUCCCCCCAUGCGAGCUCAGCAAGCUGGAUGAGAUUGCAGAGCUAUUCAGCAAUGUGCUGCCCUCGCCUGUCCGGCGGGAGAAGCUGGCGGUGGCCCUGGAGAGCGAGCGCUACCUGCCCAAGCUGGUGGAGCUCUUCCGCAUGUGUGAGGACCUGGAGAAUGCCGAGGGCCUGCAGCACCUCUUCGAGAUUAUCAAGACCUCCAUCCUGCUGAACAAGAACUCACUGCUGGAGAUCCUGUUCAGUGACGACAUCAUCUACGACGUCAUUGGCUGCUUGGAGUACGAUCCGGCGGCCACGGCCGUCCACAAACACAGGGAGUACCUGAACUCCAAGGCCACCUUCAAGGAGGUCAUUCCCAUCGCUAACCAGGAGUUGUUGAACAAAAUCCACCAGACCUAUCGUGUACAGUACAUUCAGGACGUGAUUCUGCCAACCCCAUCUGUAUUCGAGGAGAACAUGCUCACCACCCUCAACUCAUUCAUAUUUUUUAACAAGUUAGAAAUUGUAGAGAUGAUACAGGAGGACGACCAGUUUCUUCCCGAGCUGUUCACGCAACUGACUGACGAGGCGACAGAGGACAAGAAGCGACGGGACCUAGUACUGUUUCUGAAGGAGUUCUGCAGCUGUGGGCAAGCAUGUCAGAACAGAGAUAAGUUCUUCAGGACGUUAUCCCACCUUGGUAUCCUGCCAGCACUGGAAGUUGUCAUGGGCAUGGAUGACAGCGAGGUGAGGCAAGCAGCCGUGGACAUCUUUGCCUACAUCGUUGAGUACAGUCCUUCCAUGGUCAGAGAGUUCAUCCUUCAAGAAGGCAAUGGGCAGGAGGAUGAUGUGACGCUGAUAAACCAGAUCAUUGAGCAGAUGAUAUGCGAUGCAGACCCAGACUUGGGCAGUGCUAUGCAGCUCAUGAACAUCCUUAGGAUUCUGCUGGACCCAGAGAACAUGAUGGCCACAGUAGCUGUUAGUAAGACAGAGAAGACCGAGUUUCUGAGUUUCUUCUACAAGCACUGUAUGCAUAUCCUGACAGCACCGUUACUGGCCAACACUGCUACUGACAUGCCCAGCAAAGAUGAUUACCAGACGGCACAGCUGUUGGGCCUGAUCCUGGAGCUCCUGACAUUCUGCAUAGAGCAUCACACCUACCAUAUCAAGAACUACAUCAUCUCCAAAGACCUGCUCAGGAGGGUGCUGGUCCUGCUGCAGUCCACCCACCAGUUCCUGGUCCUCUGUGCCAUAAGGUUGGUGCGGAAGAUGAUAGCAAGGAAAGAUGAGUUCUUCAACCGCUACAUCAUCAAGGGGAGCCUGAUGGAGCCAGUGGUGCGAGCGUUCAAAAACAACGGCAACAAAUACAACCUGUUGAACUCCGCCAUCAUUGAGCUCUUUGAGUUCAUCAGACUAGAGGAUAUCAAGUCUUUGAUAGUUCACAUUGAGGAGACGUACAGCAACGUGUUUGAUGCGGUGGACUAUGUCAGCACAUUCAAGGGGCUUAAGCUGAAAUACGAACAGCACCUAGACCGCAUGAACAACAAACCAAAUAUGGACAGUAUUCGACAGACGACCAUCCUCCAGAGCAAUCGGUACCGGCGGGACGCCCGCGCCCUAGACGAGGACGAAGAGCUGUGGUUCGACCGGGAGGAAGAGGUGGAAGACGCAGACGUGGUGGUGCCCAUGGCAGGGGACACUAUCAGUCCCUUCAGGUCGACCAUGGUGGAUGCUCAGCUGGACUCCAUCAACAGAUUCGUGGAGAGCAAGAAAGCUCAAGAGAGCACGAUUCUAAACAAAGAAACCCUGGCCAGCAAUGGUAGGCCAGCUAGCCCCGUCCGACCGGCCACUGGUGCCCUGUCCCGGACAGUGUCCACGCCAAGACCUGGCAGUCCGGUCAGUGCAGUCAAUGCGGUCAGUCCCAUCAGUGUGACUAGUCCGACAGGCAAGAAGUUGACAAGCGAAGAUACUCAGGAAACCUCAAAUACCAAAGCAGCUGCAGACCCCACGCCUGACAACACAACAUCCACAAAUAGCGUCACGACAAAGCAGGGAGGCGUGGUAGGACUGGUAGACUACCCCGACGAAGACUCUGAUGAGGAGGACGACGAUGUAGAACCGCCUUCCAAGCGGGCUCGCAUCGCCACCUAGCACCGGCCCACCUCCCCAACCCACCCACAAAACUGCAUCACACCGCCCCCUCAGCAUCAUGUCUCCCCUCCCCCUCCAGCCCUCCCCCUCCCUCCAGUCCCUUUCCAGCUUCAAUCAGCACUGCUGUUUCCUGUCCCUUGACGGUGACAGUCGUGGCCAACUUGAACUCAGGAACAUCUGUUGGUUUCAAUGGUCAUUUCAUCUUCCUCUCUUCAUUUCUUGGUUGGUGCUUCUAGGUGUAUUUAGUGACAACGUGGGAUUUGUUGAAAGGUGGGCAGUACAGAUGAGCCAUGCCAGUUGUGGUAAAAGACACUGAGCAUUUUUGUAGGCAUGGAAUUCUCGGUUCAGUUUGGGUCUAAAUUUGCAUUUGUAUUCACAUUGAAAAUGGUGUAGCAGCAGGCAGUAGGAUGUUUUUGUGCGGUUUUCUGGAUGAAGUCUAAAAUAAAAACAAGGGUUUAUUUAUGUCCUUCUCCUGGGCAACCAACAAAAUGUGAUGUGAUUAAUGCCACACAGAGAAACCUAACUACAUCCGACCCAAAGCAAAAUGCAUUUCAGUUCUGUGCCAGGCAGUAAAGUAUAUUUAUAGUCUGUUUUGUGGACUAUGCCUGCAAUAACCAGGCUUCACUUCUUGUCCAGAGUUGUAGCCUCUGACUAGGUCUUAUUGAAGCACAAAAGCUGGUUUGUACUUCAGAGAGUGAAGCUUGUCCCUCGUUAAGGUUUCAGUGAGUGUCUUUAUGAAUGUAACUGCAAAAGAUUAGCAAAUCUCUCCUUACUUCUUGCUUGCCCAUGAGUAACGGACCAUGUGCAGUGAUUCUGCAUUCCAAUGCUGGGGGAUGGCUGAGCCAAAGAAAAGCAAGAAGUGAUUGGAUGAUGGUCAAACAACAGCAGCAGACACUGCUAGGGGCAAGUUUAACCAAGGACCAUAGUUGGGUCAUUCCAUGAGGUUGGGGCACAAUUUGUGACAGUGUCAGUUGUCACAUUGGUUCUGUGAAAAUGAACAGC